Messenger RNA from Geodia barretti, 291 nucleotides. The record is from the annotation of a GenBank genome assembly. Lineage: Eukaryota; Metazoa; Porifera; Demospongiae; Tetractinellida; Geodiidae.
AUGCCAACCGUAAACCAAUUGGUUAGAAAAGGUCGCAAACCGGUGCGAAAAGGGACCAAGGCUCCGGCCCUGCAUUGGGUCCAAAACUCCUUGCGCAACCGCACGAAGGUUCGGACCAUGACUCCCAAAAAGCCGAACUCCGCACUGCGCAAAAUCUGUCGGGUCAGGCUCACCAAUGGAGUGGAAGUAACCGCCUACAUCGGCGGCGAAGGUCACAAUCUGCAGAACACUCGGUGGUUCUUAUUCGCGGCGGUCGCGUCAAAGACCUGCCGGGAGUACGCUAUCACGUAG